This is a messenger RNA of Lasiosphaeria miniovina, 189 nucleotides long. RefSeq lists its product as uncharacterized. Gene Ontology annotation, molecular function: nucleic acid binding. The transcript has a single exon. Lineage: Eukaryota; Fungi; Ascomycota; Sordariomycetes; Sordariales; Lasiosphaeriaceae. The annotation marks the transcript as partial. The record is from RefSeq and is a predicted model, not a curated record.
AGAGUAUGCAGAAGGUAUCCGGAGCUUACAGAUAUGCCGAAAGCUGAGAAAAGCUUACAACAGCUACGAGAAGCAGCGGAUGAGGUGUGGAACGAUUUUCUAAAUGAGCUUCUUCAGGAGCUGGCAGAGAGCAUGUGGCGCAGGUUGGCGGCAGUUAUCGCUGCGGAUGGGUGGUAUACCAAGUACUAA